UUUAAAGAGGACCGGCGUCUUAAUUUAGCGACUGUUUUUAAAUGACACCUCAUUCAUUUACAAUUUAGUGUGUGUGUUUAAAACAGUUGUGAUGUUUAACGUUAUGUUCGUGUUUUUGUGGCAGACAGAUAGUCAAAGUUUACAGGUGUUACCCUCAGUCUGUGUCUGCCUUCGUGGCUAUGUGUAGAAACUUGGUUAUUACAGCCAGUGAAGGAGUACAAGCUGUUAACGAGCCGUGCAGCGUGAAAUUACAUCCAUGAGAAAGGCACAAAUGUUCAUACAGCUAUACCCAGUCGACACAAGUAAAGCCCUAAUGAAGACAGGAACUAUUUAUUCUUGUUCUCUUCGUUUAGCGUUAGCCAACUCAGUCCAGUGUUAAAAUGUGUGCAAGACCUUAUCGGUCAAUCUGAAGGCUAUGAUAGUCGUCACCCCCAGUCCAAGCCGUACAGUGAGGAUGAAGACGAUUCUUCCAUGACCUCCUUUGGUGUUGCUGUACGAGGCCUCCCCCUGGCCUUGGCGUCCAUGACACAAGUUGCCUCCUCAGACUCACGCUUCCAUCCUAAAUGGCGGGCGAUCACUGUGGCAACCCUGCUGGUUUUAGUGCUUGUGUUAUAUCUGCACCGGACAGCAGGGGACAGAGACACUCCUACCAGAGGUUACUACCGCAACAGGGCUCAUAGUUUGCAAAUGCACGGUGAUGAAGACAUCUUCAGGGACAAUAAUGGACAAACAGCACAAAGCCUUGGCCACCGCCAGAAAAGGGAACCACCUUACAAUGACACGUACCCCUUAAGUCCACCAGUGAAGACAAAGCAUGGCAUCAGGUACCGUAUUGGUGUGAUCGCAGACCUGGAUACAGCAUCCCGUAGCUCAAAGGAUCAGACAUGGUUCAGCUACAUGAAAAGGGGAUACCUGACUGUUUCAGAGAGUGCCGACACACUGCAGGUGGAGUGGGAUGCUGAGGCGGUCACUCUGGAGAGUCAUCUGGCUGAGAAAGGACGAGGGAUGGAGCUGUCCGAGUUGGUGGCGUUUAACGGUCACCUGUACAGCGUGGAUGACCGCACAGGUGUGGUGUACAGGAUCGAGGGCAGCCAGGCCGUCCCCUGGGUCAUAUUACCUGAUGGUGACGGCUCAGUUUCCAAAGGGUUUAAGGCGGAGUGGCUUGCAGUGAAGGAUGAGCACCUGUACGUUGGUGGUCUGGGGAAAGAGUGGACUACGACCUCCGGAGAAGUCGUCAACAACAACCCAGAGUGGGUGAAAGUUGUCGGCUACCAUGGUGACGUGGAGCACGAGAACUGGGUGCCAUACUACAACGCACUGCGGGGCGCUGCUGGGAUCCAACCACCAGGUUAUCUCAUCCAUGAAUCCGCAGCAUGGAGUGAGCGUCUCCAGCGCUGGUUCUUCUUGCCUCGCCGCGCCAGCCACGAGCACUACGAAGAGACAGCAGACGAGCGGCGUGCCACCAACAUGCUCCUGUCCUGCCCCGCAGACUUCAGCUACAUAACAGUGCGGCACGUCGGCCCGCUUAACCCCACCCACGGCUUCUCCUCUUUUAAAUUUGUUCCCGACACAGACGAUCAGAUUAUUCUGGCCCUGAAAUCAGAGGAGGAUGCCGGCAGGAUCGCAACAUACAUUAUUGCAUUUACACUCGACGGUCGGGUGCUGAUGCCCGAGACAAAGAUAGGGGAUGUGAAGUAUGAAGGGUUGGAGUUUAUUUGAAAAUGACAGAGCUGAAGGCGCACAGUUUCUUGAAAGCAAAGUUCUUCAGUAUUACAUUCCCCUCUCAGUUUUACGGUGCAAUAAUUUCAUAUGACCCAAAAUUAUAUAUUUCAUAAUUAUAUGAUGACCGAGAUGAGCAAGAGAAGGUUGAAGGGCAGGAGAAUGCCAUAGCACAAGGGGAGGACAAUUAAACAUCACCUACAGCUUCAAUUAUGUGACUAUUGUAUGCAGCCAAUCUGUGAGUUGCUACACACACCAGUCACGCAGAAGUUGUCACUAACCAGUCGCCACCGGAUAAGAUUUUUUAACGUUUUAAAGCCUUAACGACUUCAUUUCGGCGCUGGUAGAUUGAUGCUUUUGUCUAAACCUUGAGUUAAACAUCCUUGUUUGAUCAGACACUACUUAUAUCCCCGAGGAGUCUGGGUAAAAAAAGAAACCAGGUUAAUGUGCAUCUCCUCUCCUGCAGCCAAACUCUGCUGGUCAGACACUCAGGGGAACAAGAUGAAACAACAUAAGCACACAAUGAGACAACAUUUUUAAAAAAGUAGAAAUGAAUGUCCAUAAACUACUUGAAAUAUUAAACUUACUCAUUGCUUUGUGUUUUCUUAUUUUACAUGAACCGGUAUAGAUACACUGAAGUUUCUCUUUUUUUUCAGAUUUAUAGUAACAUGAUGGGGUCUUCGUGGAGCUUGCCGAGUAAACUUCAUGUGAUGAGUUUUUCUCAGCGUCAGCAGUUCAAGUCAGAAUAUGUACAGUAUUUGGUCUGAACAGAAACACCAGCUAUUUUAUUUAAAGAUUAACCAGUAAUAUAUUUGUUUUGUAUCCUCUCAAAACAAGAAUAAUUAAAAUAUCUCCUCGUUUGAA
This is a messenger RNA of Thunnus maccoyii (southern bluefin tuna), 2583 nucleotides long. RefSeq names its product calcium activated nucleotidase 1b (gene cant1b). Bases 472 to 1719 code for a protein of 415 amino acids. Gene Ontology annotation, biological process: proteoglycan biosynthetic process. The record is from RefSeq and is a predicted model, not a curated record. The transcript is spliced from 5 exons. NCBI's taxonomy places the organism in Eukaryota, Metazoa, Chordata, Actinopteri, Scombriformes, Scombridae. Gene Ontology annotation, molecular function: calcium ion binding; GDP phosphatase activity; UDP phosphatase activity.